Messenger RNA from Rubroshorea leprosula, 1841 nucleotides. The record is from the annotation of a GenBank genome assembly. Lineage: Eukaryota; Viridiplantae; Streptophyta; Magnoliopsida; Malvales; Dipterocarpaceae.
AUAUUAACAAUUAUUGCUAUCAAUUAGUAGUUCUUUAAUGCACCUUAUCCUUGAAAUCUAAUAGCAUUAGUUAGCAUUUUUUUUCGGAACACAUGGAGAGAGAAAGCAGAGGACAGCUGAACAGUUCUCUGCUUGCUGAAGAAACCAACAGCGCGGAAAGCCUUAAAGGUGGCAGCUCCGCCACAGCUGUUCUAGUGUUCAGUACCUUCAUUGCUGUGUGUGGCUCCUAUGUUUUUGGUGCUACUGUAAACCUGGGCCUCUCUGAGGGGCAGUACUCAGUUUUUGCAUCAAUUAUGACAAUUGGAGCAAUGUUGGGUGCACUGAUGAGUGGAAAGGUUGCAGAUCUUGUUGGGCGGAGAGGUGCAAUGGGAAUCUCAGAAGCAUUCUGCCUCACAGGAUGGCUUGCAAUAGCGUUCUCACAGGCUGCAUGGUUGCUUGAUAUUGGAAGACUGUUUGGCGGAUGUGGGGUUGGGCUUCUUUCUUAUGUGGUUCCAGUAUAUAUAGCAGAAAUUACUCCCAAGAAUCUUCGAGGAGGCUUUGCGACUGUCCACCAGUUCAUGGUUACUUUUGGCUCAGCCAUGACAUAUUUUGUUGGAACUGUUGUCUCUUGGCGUAUCUUGGCUCUUAUAGGAGCUAUUCCUUGUUUGAUACAGCUGCUAGGCCUCUUCCUUAUUCCAGAGUCUCCAAGAUGGCUUGCAAAAGUUGGGAAAGAGAAUGAGUGUGAAGAUGCUUUACAGCGCCUUCGAGGAGUUAAUGCUGAUAUAUCUCAAGAAGCUACUGAAAUUGAGGAUUACAUAGAGGCACUUCAACAACUCCCAGAGGGUAGUAUUCUAGAGUUGUUCCAAAGGAUAUAUGCUCGGUCGCUCAUUAUUGCAGUUGGGCUGAUGUUACUACAACAAUUUGGAGGUUCUAAUGCAAUUGCAUUUUAUGCAAGUUCAAUAUUUGAAAAAGCAGGUUUUUCUGCCACAGUUGGGACUGUAGUAAUGGCAGUUGUUCAGAUUCCAAUGACUGUAUUAGGUGUACUCCUAAUGGAUAAAUUGGGAAGAAGACCCCUUCUAAUGGCUUCUGCAUCUGGAACAUUUUUUGGCUGCCUACUAGUUGGGGUGUCAUUCUCAUUGCAGGACAUUCAGUGGUGGAAAGACGUCACUCCUGUUCUGGUGUUCAUCGGCUUAGUGAUAUACAAUGGAUCUUUUGGACUCGGACUCGGAGGAAUACCAUGGCUGAUAAUGUCUGAGAUAUUUCCCAUUAACAUGAAGGGCUCGGCAGGAAGCCUUGUCUCUUUGGUCAAUUGGUUCAGUUCAUGGAUCAUUACAUACAUUUUUAACUUCUUAAUGGAUUGGUACUCUGCUGGUACAUUUUUCAUAUUUGCAAGCAUUGGUGGCUUAACUGUUAUAUUUGUCGCAAAGAUGGUACCAGAGACCAAAGGACGAACGCUAGAAGAAAUACAAGUGAUAAUAAACCCACUAACAGCAAAAAGAUGAGCCAAACCAUGCUUGUGAAAAUGGUGGAACUCUACCAAUAUAUCAUUGUUGUUUUUUCUAAAUUGAUGUUAGCUUAUGGUAUUGUUAUGCUAUUGCCAUGAUUCGAGAAUUUGAAUGUAUGCAUGUUAUUACUGCCACUGGACAGUGAUAGUAAUACCUACGAACUGAGAUGUCAUUGAGAUUGGGGUGGAUAUUUAUUACGUACAUAUAUAGCUUUUGAUAUUAUAUUUUCAUUGUUGAGUGUGAAUUUGUCUAGGUUUCCCUGUUAUACCAUUGUUUUUGUCCCCCAUUCGCAGUUGUAUUUGUUAUCUAUUAGUUUGCCUUAAUUGGAUUUACUGGUAAUUAAGAAAAUGUUAUUUU